Molecule: messenger RNA, 945 nt
Organism: Amborella trichopoda
Lineage: Eukaryota; Viridiplantae; Streptophyta; Magnoliopsida; Amborellales; Amborellaceae
Product: glutathione transferase GST 23
Biological process (GO): glutathione metabolic process
Cellular component (GO): cytoplasm
Molecular function (GO): glutathione transferase activity
Source: RefSeq, a predicted model, not a curated record
AGAGAGAGAGAGAGAGAGAGAGAGCCCAUGGGAAGUGUAAAGGUGCAUGGCAUGUGGGCUUGCUCUUACACUCAAAGGGUUUUGGUGGCUCUUAAGCUCAAAGGUGUGGAGUUUGAGUACAUAGAAGAGGACUCGAGCGAUAAGAGCCCCACUCUCUCUCUCUACAAUCCCAUAUAUGAGAAGGUCCCUAUCCUUGUUCAUGAGGGGAAAGCCGUUGUUGAGUCUGUUGUAAUACUUGAAUACAUUGAGGAGACAUGGAGGCAUGAUCCAUUGAUGCCUGAAAAUCCCUAUGAUCGUGCUCUUAUCCGGUUUUGGGUUCACUUUGUCGAAGAAAAGCUUGGUCCAGCCGUUGGAUCAAUUUUACAACUGAGUGGCGAGGAGCAGAGCGCAGCGAUCGGUCAGGCACGUGAGAGCCUCCGAUUCAUCGAAGCCGAGCUUACCGAAGGCCAAUUCAAAGGAAGGAAGUUCUUCGGAGGGAACCAUGUUGGGAUUCUUGAUAUCGUUUUGGGUUGUGGGUCCUUUUGGCUCAAGGCCAUGGAAGAAGAUGUUGAGGUGAAGAUUUAUGAGGAGGAAGCAUUUCCUAUGUUUCAUGCAUGGGUUUGUAGCUUUGAAGAGCUACCUCAAGUUAAGGAAACAAUCCCUGAUGCUGAAAAAUUCAUGGAUUAUGCUAAAGCUUUGAGGAAGAUGAUGUUGAAUUUUGGCAACCCUUAACCUUCAUGGCUCUUAAAUGGCCCUAAAGUCUAAAAUGUUGACAUCUUGGGUUGUUUAUAGUUUGGUAUGUUAUGUUACGUUCAAAAAAAAAAAAAAAAUACUUGAAAUCUUUUUGCAUGAAGAAAAGCUUUGUUUUGAUUGAAAUGUAUAUCACAAGCCAGGGAGCCAUGUCUCUUGCAAAACUUUAUUUACUCCUUGGGGUAAAUUUAGUAUGUUCUGCUGCUUUAAAUUGAA